AUGGUUUCAGCUGCUUUAAUAGAGCAAGAAAAAACUUCUGAGGGACCAACAGAAAGUUUUUGGACGACAAAAAUUACAACGGAAAGUACUUUGGAGAGCAAUAAAACGACGAAUUCGGUUCAAAAUGACGUUCUAGCAACGAAUUUUUCAUCGACAACGGAGAAAAAUUCAGUUUGGACUACGAUUUCGAGUUCAGAUGUGCAGGAAAUGAUGACAACUACUACUCAAAAGAGCAGUUUUACGACGACUGAAGCUUCAACGAGCAUGAAAGAUGUUAAUGAAGUCUCGACAACGACUUUACCAAGUACUUCUGAGACUUUGACGAGCCAAAAUUCAUCAUUAACGACCAUUUUUAGGCCUGAAAUGACAACAACGGGUUCUAAUUUUGCUUCAGAAAGCUCUGAAAGUACAAUUUUAAGCACUGAAGUCCCGAUUUCGACAACUUUUGAGCCCUUAACUACCGAAAAUUCAUCAUUAACGACAAUUUUUAGGCCUGAAGUGACAACAAGUUCCUCUAAUUUAGGUUCUGAAAGCUCUAUAAGCACGAUUUUGAGUACAGAAGCCCCGAUUUCGACAACUUCCGAUGCUUUAACUACCGAAAAAUCUCCUUUGACGACGAUUUUGGAUACAGAAACUUCGACAAUAGCAUCAACUUUGACAAUUUUAUCAGAAAAUAUUUCUUCAACGAUGACUCCUGAGCCGUCAACUGCCAAUAAAUUACCUUCGACGUCGAUUUUGGCCUCAACAACCUCAAAAAUGCCUUUAAAUUCAACAACUGAAGCUCCAAUGAGCUCUUCUUCAAGUGUUCCAACUACAAAAAUCUCAUCUUCAACAACUUUUGAGCCACUUACGAGCCAAAAAUCAUCAUCGACGACACCUUCGAGGUCAGAAACUUCAACAGAAGCAACGACUUUUACUUCAGAAAGUAUUUCUACGACAAUUUUAUCAACAAAAAUCUCAUCAACAACGACUUUGAAACCUUCAACAUCCGUUUUGAGCUUCGAAACUUCCUCAAAAACUCCAAUUUCGACGAUAAAUGACGAAUUUCCGACCACAGAAGAGCUUUCAACGACAUUUUCAUCAAAAUUUGACUCUACAACUUCCGAUCCAACGACUUUAACGGACGUUUCUGAGAUUGAAAUUGCCACAAAAGAUCCUUUAACGACAACCGACCGCAGUGAAAAGCUAAUUUCAACGACAGAAAAUCCCGAAUCAACCACUUUUGGGCUCUCAACAGUCGAUUUUUCAACCACAACUGAAAAUUUUUUCGACACAAGCACGAAUUUCGAUGAAAUUUCAACAAUUGUAAGUAACUCCACGCACUCUUCGCUGUACCACUCUCAUCUUUCUAAAUUUUUAUGGACAACAGAAGCCACAGCAACUGACGUAAAACAGAAAUUUUCCACAAAGAACGUCGUCGUCGUAAACAAAAAAGUGCUGCACAAAGAAGACAACAACGCAGCAGCAAAAGAAGUAAAAGGUGCAUUGAACCGCAUCGCAAAUAGUCAACGUAGCGAUACGGCAUACGAAACAGCAACGAAUCUGCUUUUUGCAAUAACGUCUGCUCUCAAUCGCUUAUCUGCUUAG
Messenger RNA from Culicoides brevitarsis, 1587 nucleotides. RefSeq lists its product as uncharacterized. The coding region runs from base 1 to 1587 and encodes 528 amino acids. NCBI's taxonomy places the organism in Eukaryota, Metazoa, Arthropoda, Insecta, Diptera, Ceratopogonidae. The record is from RefSeq and is a predicted model, not a curated record. The transcript has a single exon.